AUGAAGCCCCUGAUUGAGAUGGCUUUGCCUGAAUCUCUUUUCGUCUAACGCCUCUCCAUCUUACUGGCACACCUGGAUUACACAGGGAAGAGCUCCAAUGAGGUUGUAGCUAUAGUAUCAGCUAUAUUCGGUGAAGAAAACAAGAAUCGUUAUCGAGAAAUUUGUAUUGGGAUGGUAGAAUCAAAGAUGGGAACAAGACAGAUCUCUUGCGUGGACGGCAGCCAUACUUAAACCAACUAUAACUAAUCAAAAAUACGAAUGGCACCUGCCAAUGGCUAUUUCAAAUUCGAUUCAGCUCUCAAAGACACAGAUGGUCAGAGUGACUUAUAGAAUUCGAAGAUCCGUCAGGAUUAUUACACUACCCAUUAAAUAGAAACCCCAGAUUAGAAAUAUUUCCUAACGGAAGGUAGAACAUCAUCGUCUCUUCCUAACCUUCGAUCAGAGGCUCCAAACACAUUUCCGGGCGGAGAUCGUGGAGCUGGUUCAUCAUUGAAGGCAGCAGGGGAAGAAAGGAAAAAUAAAUCAAACGUUAAUACAGAGAAGGCUGGCGAAUUCAAAUAAAUAACUACUAUUAACCACGUGUCCGACCUUCUUGCAGCAAUCAAUAAAAUUCAAAUUCCCAGCUCACAUAGCUAAAUAAUAUAGGAACUGCGAGGCGAUAUAGUAGGAGGCCGCCUCAAUACAAGUCUCUCUUCUCAGCAAGAUGCAAUCACGAGUGCUACAGCAUAUCUAAUCUGUAAAUCUAAGGAACCUAGCAACCAAGCACCAGUGCUUCGGCAAAUACUAUGCUUGAAACUCUUCAGGGCCCUGUCUCCGUAGCUACUGCAACCUCAAAUGUAUGCUCAAGCCCGAGUUCUAGGACCUUAUGGCAAUCUCUUUCAAGAUUCAAAUGGCGUCCUUUCGCUAUUCAAGAACUUUCUUGUCAAUAAGCGGUACUAUAAGAGGAGAACUGGCAAGAUGGUACUUAAAGCCAUGCAAGCUCAGGUGAGAUAGAGACACUAAGAUCGAGAGCUAGUUGAAUGUCCAGUGUCCCACAGGACUGAAUCAUAGGAGGGAAGAAUCAGCUAGUCGGGCGGCCUAGAUCUCCUGUAAUCUAACUUUAACCAUUCGAAUGCUCAGCCAGACUAUACCGAAAACCUCCAGGAAAUAUACAUAGCUGAUAAAUCUCAAGCCCAAUGCAGCAAGCAUUUAGGAAUCCUAAGUGCUGAUAGAGGUGGUGCUGAUUACCCAAGCAUGUAGGACGAUUGUCAGAUUGAUGCCUGGGCUAGUCAACUAUCACGAUUCUUGCAGGAGCUCUGUGAAAAAUGGAGAAACAUAGUGAAGACAAGAAGGUACAAGGUCCUCCAGACUAUUCUCACUCGCUAUCUCAGCCAAUUGUUGAGUGGUAAGUAAGUCAGCAUUGAGGAGCUCUUCACUAAUGAAGAGCGGCUAGAGCUGAACAAGAAGGAUAUGAUUGUAAAGGUCAACAUCAAAUUCAAUAAGAAAACCAAGAGAGCCCCAAGAGUAUCUGUAGAAGCACUCCUUGCUGAACUGAAAGGUGUGUGUGAGGAAAUUCACCAGUGUGUUUAAAUCGGUGAUCGCCUUGCAGUUUUCCUGAGCAUUGACUUUACAAAAACUGAUGUUGUGCCGGCACUAUGCAUGGAACUGCUUGUAAUGAAUCACCAUGCGGAAGCGCAGCAAUCAAAGGCACUGAAAAUCCCUGCGAGACAAAUGAAAAUGAAGAAACCCCUACACAAGCUCUCAAAGUAUGUAUUAGAGCUUAGGCAGUAUCAGGCACUCAUGGCCAACUUAGAACUGAAGUUAAACCAGGUGCUAAAGCCAUGCAAGCUCAGGAGGGUAAGGCUACUGGACUUUAUUAACAAGAAUACUGAACUACCUGAAUCCCUCUGGAAGUUCAGGGGUGCCCUGAAUAUAGAUAACAGUGUGAAAGCCACUGCGCUGCUGGGCUAAUCCAAUAUAGCAGACAUCUUGAACUCUGCAGCCUAUGAACUGGAAACAGAUACUGGGACCAUUAUCAUCUAUGACGAGACUCUAAACAUUGAGUUCAAGCCUGAAGAAUCUCAAUGCAAAUACUGGAAUGGACCAACCAAUAAUCUUAAUGAAGUAGGGGAUAAACAUCUGGGCGGGUUUGAGAACAAGAAACUAGACUGCUGA
This is a messenger RNA of Stylonychia lemnae, 2154 nucleotides long. The record is from the annotation of a GenBank genome assembly. NCBI's taxonomy places the organism in Eukaryota, Ciliophora, Spirotrichea, Sporadotrichida, Oxytrichidae.